Messenger RNA from Numida meleagris (helmeted guineafowl), 2660 nucleotides. It is a transcript of the gene AICDA, whose product is annotated as activation induced cytidine deaminase. Gene Ontology annotation, molecular function: cytidine deaminase activity; zinc ion binding; RNA binding. Gene Ontology annotation, biological process: negative regulation of single stranded viral RNA replication via double stranded DNA intermediate; DNA cytosine deamination; defense response to virus. NCBI's taxonomy places the organism in Eukaryota, Metazoa, Chordata, Aves, Galliformes, Numididae. The transcript has 5 exons. Gene Ontology annotation, cellular component: P-body; nucleus; cytoplasm. Bases 288 to 884 code for a protein of 198 amino acids. The record is from RefSeq and is a predicted model, not a curated record.
UGGCAAGUGCAAUGAGGAGAGGCAGCCAAUGAGUGCAGAGCAUCUUUCAGAACUAGUGUCCCUUCACAUUUUAACCCUUUGCUCUUUGGCUCGUACAGCUCCAGGGCCCCUUCUAACUCCUCCCCUAGACACACCGUCUGAAACCCAGCAGGAGUAGAUAGGGGUGAAUGGGGAAGGGAAGUACAGGGCACUCCUCAUUUCUGUGCACCCAGUCUGAGGGCUGAACAGUCAGAGCCUGUGAGGCAACUUCUGUGCAACCCACUCAUCUGAGAGAGGACCCAGCUGUCAUGGACAGCCUCUUGAUGAAGAGGAGGCUCUUCCUCUACAAUUUCAAGAACCUGCGCUGGGCCAAAGGCCGUCGUGAAACCUACCUCUGUUAUGUUGUGAAGCGCCGUGACAGUGCUACUUCAUGCUCCCUGGACUUUGGAUACCUGCGUAACAAGAUGGGUUGCCAUGUGGAGGUUCUCUUCCUACGCUACAUCUCAGCUUGGGACCUGGACCCAGGCCGCUGUUACCGCAUCACAUGGUUCACCUCCUGGAGCCCCUGUUAUGACUGUGCCCGCCAUGUGGCUGACUUCCUUCGUGCCUACCCAAACUUGACCCUGCGCAUUUUCACGGCCCGCCUCUACUUCUGUGAGGAUCGCAAGGCAGAGCCUGAGGGGCUAAGGCGCCUGCACCGGGCUGGGGCCCAAAUUGCCAUCAUGACUUUCAAAGAUUACUUCUACUGCUGGAACACAUUUGUGGAGAACAGGGAAAAGACAUUCAAAGCCUGGGAAGGGCUGCACGAAAACUCUGUCCAUCUGUCCAGGAAACUCCGACGAAUCCUCCUGCCACUGUAUGAAGUAGAUGAUUUACGAGAUGCCUUUAAAACUCUGGGACUUUGAAGUGAAAGUCAUCAGCAAUGAGAAGACUUCACAAGCAUUUGUUCUUUGAUAUUUAACUCUCUCCCUCACAGUGUAUCUUUCUCUUCUUCCUUCUUUCCAUCUCUCUUCCUUCCAUACCUGUGUCCAGAAAUAAGAUCAUUUGUACUUUUCUGUCCUAAAAGCCAAAUUGAAAAACUCUCAUGAGAGUACUGAACUGAAUCCUGGACAGCUCAGUUCGAAAACCUCAUUUGAAACCAGCAGGUCUUCUAAGCGGUUUGUGUGCAGAUCUGGGCCCUCCUGCCCAGAAUGAAGGGAGCUUGGAUAGCUGUAGGUCCAGAUUUCGUUCCCUAUGACAGGUUGAAAUUAGACAAUAAAAGCCCAAAAUGAAAGCAAAAGAUUUUCUGCCCAACAUUUUCAAGUGUGAGCUUCAGAAAUAGGAAAUCCACUCAAUACCUACUCACUACAUUGAGAGCCGUGGCAGCUCCACAUCAGUGCUGAUCAGUGUAUGAACCUCUCACCCAGCCAGGAAAGGAGCCUCCAAGGCAUUUCACUAUGGCAGUGUUUUUCCAGCAUAAAUCUUCCAGGAAACACACUUCAUUUCUAAUUUGUAUCAUCCCUCAGACAUAUAGGUUGAGGUUCUCAUUUAUAUAGGUUGAGACUGUACCAUUUUAGAUGGUAUUUUGGCAUCCACAACAGGCACCAUCUGUUUCAUGACAUACUGCAGGGAGGAGCAGUACAAGCUUCACUAACAGAGUACUUUCCAAUCACAGAGCAUUUCUUCCUAGAUCAGACCUGCACCAUGCUUCAUCCCUAGGCAACUGUCCUCUGAUGGAGGCACCUUGCUUGUUCCAGUUUUACUUGGGCUUAUGUGAGUUCCCUUGAGUAUGGCUUACACAACAGAAGGCUUUGGCUGUGUACUGUGUUUAAAACCCUGGUAAUUUGGAAAAGUUAAGGAUUUGCUCUCUGAGCUAACUUGGUUACUCAAAACUAACCACUCUGUAGUUUCUUACCUGCUCUAGGGAACCCACUUUAGCAGGAUGGUUGGACUAUAUGAUAUCCAGAGGCCCCUACCACCCCCUACAAUUCUGUGAUUCUUGAAAUGUCAGGUUAGAAAGCAGUUGGAAAUGGUUGCUGUAAUUGUUUCUGUCUUUAUCCACAAGCAUGGAAAGAAAAUGAGAUUCUUGAGAUACAGCCCUCUUUCUUUACAGGCUUUUUUAUUGACUAUGACACAUCUAGAUAUGGCUAGUUGGUGACUAGGCUGAGCUGACCAGAAAAAACACCCAUCAUGAGUGAAGCUGUACAGCUUGUAGAUGUCUUUUGUAGGGGCAAAACCAAACGAUCUUCCUCUCUGACGUUCACUGUGUUUUCAUUAAGGGACACAGUUAGUACCUGGUUUUGUGGACAGUCUUUAUUAAGUUGAAAAUAUUGGCUUAUGGUACAUACCAACUUCCUGGAUUGCAGGUGGACUGUCCUCUUCAGUCCUUAACUUCCUCAGGCUUCACCAAGGCUAACAGUGUGUCUCGUACUCUGGAGGUGCUCUGUCUUUUCCUUCAUGAUGGCUGUGAGUUCUCUGCUCCAUCCUGUUCCUCUUUCUGGGUGAUGGGCCAGCAGCAGGACAGCACACAGCUCUUCACCCACAGUGCCUCUUUCCCUGAGAAGUAAGAGCUGGGUGCAGCAUGACCUUCCUACAACUCAGACUUCUGAUGCACUCUCAGUUUGAGGAAUUCAGACCAAGAAUAGCAGUGAGAGAUCUUUGCAAAGCAUUAAUUUGCAGAUAUGGUGUUGUAUAUUUGUUUG